AUGAAAGAGAGAGUGACGUUGCAUGAAGCACUGCACCGUGUGGAAUGUGGGCUACUGCGGUGUGAGCGGCAACGGGAAAAUCAACAACGCGUGCUGCAGUUACUAACGGCUAUUGUGGAGACGCUAGAGAAUACCAAAAUUCAUUUUCUGGAGAAGUGCCCUGUCGCUGCCGUGCCAGCUGAUGCGUUGUCGCCGUCCCCAGACGACGACGACGACGACGACUGUAGAUAUCUUUCCCAAGAUACAUUGGUGCGGGAUGCACUCGGUGCCGUGCUGCACACACUGGCGCGCUCACAGCAUUCUGUAAGUGCGGCACUCGCGCGGUUGUCGCUGCGCACGCGCGCAGUGGAUGAGCGAGUGCAGAGAUUGUCUGCUGCUAUCGAAUGCAGAGCUGCCGCAGUGCGGGAGCGCAUGGAAGAACAGGAACACCAGGGCAUGUUGGAUGCCACGGCGUUGGCCGUGUUGGCAACUGUUGUGCGGCUCGGCUGCGGGGACGCAAGUGACACCCCAACCAGCACUGCAGAAGGCUCUCCCCAAGCAGAUGUGGCUGGAGUUUCUCUCCCAUCGUGUUGUGCUGCGCUGCGGCUGCUGUGGCGAAAGGCGGAGCAAACAACAACCGCCGCGAUCCGCGAUACUGCGGACGUGCAGCACUCCGCUGUGGAGGCCACAUGCCGCUUGCUCCGCGUCACGCUGCACGAGGCAUUGCUGUCGCAUCGCCACUUCCCAACGCCGCGCGUCUGGCAGCAACAACGUGACUGCCGCUUUGCGUGGCGCGAGGAACUGCACAGGGCCGACGCACGGCGGCGAGCAAAGUGGGAGCGCCACUCAAGAAUGGCGGACGCCGUGGCAAAGGGUGAGUUGUUGUGA
Messenger RNA from Trypanosoma grayi, 867 nucleotides. RefSeq lists its product as hypothetical. NCBI's taxonomy places the organism in Eukaryota, Euglenozoa, Kinetoplastea, Trypanosomatida, Trypanosomatidae. The coding region runs from base 1 to 867 and encodes 288 amino acids. The record is from RefSeq and is a predicted model, not a curated record. The transcript has a single exon.